AUGGCUGAGGGCAAGCGCUCGCUCAAGGACUGCGCCAACUCGGACGCCUCGCGACAACUGCAGGAGCGCGCCGUGGCCCGUCGUGCAGCCAAGGCCGAAAGCAUCCGAGACGAACGCCGCCAACGUCGUCUGAACACUGCCACGACUCUCGCCACGAGCCACAAGUCCAACCUCACGGGCCUCACCGCCGCCACCGACCCAAGCGAGCUCUUCGGCGGCGACGUCAAGUGCAUCCUCGAGCCAGAGGUCACCCAGGGCCCGUACUACGUCAACGGCGAGCUCGUGCGCUCCGACAUCCGCGAGGGCCAGAAGGGCGUCGACCUGUACGCCGAGAUCCAGAUCAUCGACUUCAACACGUGCGAGCCCGUGGAGGGUCUGUACCUCGACUUCUGGCACUGCAACGCCACGGGCGUGUACUCGGCAUCCAAUGUGGACAAGACCUUCUCGCGCGGCCUCCAAACUACGGACAAGGACGGCGUCGCGUCCUACACGACCAUCUUCCCGGGCCACUACACGUCGCGCGCCACGCACAUGCACAUCAUCGGUACGUACAACGGCACGCUGCUCGAGAACAACACGUACUCGGGCGGCUACGCGUCGUACGAUCUCAUCACCGAGGUGGAGCUCACGGCGCCCUACAGUUCCAACACGCAGGAGCUCACCACGAACGCUGACGACAUGAUCCUGUCGCAGGAGGCGGGCGGAGACUUCGACCCAGUCAUGGAGUACGUUCUGCUGGGUGAUUUGGUGUCGGACGGCGUGCUGGCCUGGAUCUCCGUUGGCGCCGAGUCGAACGGCAUGGGGUUCCCCAGUGGCUUUGGCAGUGGCUUCGGAGGAGGCCCCAAGCCGGCCGCUGGGUCGAGCACGGGCGCUUUCUGA
Molecule: messenger RNA, 879 nt
Organism: Phytophthora sojae
Lineage: Eukaryota; Oomycota; Peronosporomycetes; Peronosporales; Peronosporaceae
Exons: 4
Coding region: 1-879 (292 amino acids)
Molecular function (GO): oxidoreductase activity, acting on single donors with incorporation of molecular oxygen, incorporation of two atoms of oxygen; ferric iron binding
Source: RefSeq, a predicted model, not a curated record